Salvelinus namaycush (lake trout) is the source of this 861-nucleotide messenger RNA. It is a transcript of the gene hepacama, whose product is annotated as hepatic and glial cell adhesion molecule a. The record is from RefSeq and is a predicted model, not a curated record. The coding region runs from base 1 to 861 and encodes 286 amino acids. The transcript has 4 exons. NCBI's taxonomy places the organism in Eukaryota, Metazoa, Chordata, Actinopteri, Salmoniformes, Salmonidae.
AUGAAGGAGGAGAGGAGGAAGACUUCCUCGACAGAAGACACAGCCAUUCCUUCGCAAUUCUCACUCUUUGGCCUCCUCCUUCUUUUCCAGGCAGUGUUCACUGAACGUCGUGUGUUGGGCUGUGUCCAUGCAGUCAGAGUGGCCGGCGUCAACAUCACCAGUCAGGCUCAUCUGGUCCGAGGCACGUUGGGUGGAGAGGCCCUGCUCUCCGUCAGCUACACCAGCACCAGCUCCGACCAACCGGUCAUCAAGUGGCAGCUGAAGAGGGACAAGCAGCAGCCCAUCACCGUAGUCCAGUCCAUAGGCACCAGCGUCAUCGGGAACCUGCGGCCCGAGUACAGGAACCGCAUCGUGGUGUUUGAGAACGGCACCUUGCUCCUCCACAACCUGCAGCUGUCUGACGAGGGGGCCUAUGAAGUGGAGAUCUCCAUAACGGAUGAUGCCUUCACUGCGGAGCGCAACAUCAACCUCACCGUAGACGUACCUGUGUCCAGACCCUACGUCCAAAUGAUAGCCUCAUCGGUGCUGGAGUUGAGUGAACUCUUCACCUUACACUGUUCCCACGUCGAUGGCACCAAGCCCACCUACGGUUGGCUGAAAGGGGGAAAGGUGCUGACCAAUGACUCGCGCCUGCUCCUGUCACAUGACCAGAAGUAUCUGACCAUCGCCCGGGUGCUGAUGUCAGACGAUGACGUCUACGGCUGUACGGUGGAUAACCCAAUCAGUAGCAUGAGGAGUGUGCCUGUCAAACUCACCGUCUACAGACGGAGUUCCCUGUAUAUCAUCCUUACCACCGGGGGCAUUUUCCUCCUCAUCACCCUGGUGACAGUGUGCGCCUGCUGGAAGCCCUCUAAAAAGUAA